Messenger RNA from Macrobrachium nipponense, 7774 nucleotides. RefSeq names its product centrosomal protein of 76 kDa-like. Lineage: Eukaryota; Metazoa; Arthropoda; Malacostraca; Decapoda; Palaemonidae. The transcript has 13 exons. The record is from RefSeq and is a predicted model, not a curated record. Bases 60 to 1958 code for a protein of 632 amino acids. Gene Ontology annotation, biological process: regulation of centriole replication. Gene Ontology annotation, cellular component: centriole.
GUUCAUACGGGGUCGGAGUGCCGACAACCUGUCAAUGCUGACACAUUAGUACAUUCAAAAUGUCAAGUGUAGAACCAAAAGGCCCAAGUUCACUAGAAGGAGCAAUUAAAGCAGAAAUUGAAAAGGAGAAUGUAAGGACAGCUAUUGACCAGGUAAUUCGAGAAGUAAUUUCACAAGACAACGGAAGCUUAGCAUCUGUUGAUCCUGAAUUAAUUGUCUCUCGCCUUUUGGAUACAGAAACAAUUCAGUCAUUAUUUUGCCAAAGGAAGGUGUCCAGCUGUUUGAAACUACCAGCAAAAACACAAGAAAAAAUCUUACCAGGGAGAAGGUAUUUGUAUGUGAAAGUGAAAGGUGGCAGAGCUUUUGUGGAUCAUGUGAGAGAAGAAACUGUGAAAUAUAGAACUGAAAAUCAAAGUUCUUUGUUUAUUCACUUAUCCCUUGAUGGCCAAAGAUAUGCUUCGCAAGGUGCACAAUGUGUGUGUGAGCCAAAAAUCAAUGAAGGGUUUCUGUUUGACCUUCAGAAACUUAAACCUGGUUGUAGUAGUAUGCUUGACAGUAAACACCUUUUGACUCUUGAUGCACCCCUGAAUCUUGUGGUAGUGAGAAAGGAGGGGACAUCUGGAAUAGCUUCAACUUUGCUUUCAGUCCAUGCUGUAGAUUGGCGUUCUAUACUCAGUCAGCCUUCUUCUUCACAGAAGGUGUCUUGUCAACUGAUGGGAGUAGGCUCUGAGCAGCAGGUUCCAGUAGGCCUUUUGGAUAUUGAAGUAACACUUAUUCCUAACUUAGAAGAAAUCCUCCCACAUUCUACUGUCUCAGAAUUCCUGGAAGGGACCAAAAAGCGCUUUGGAGAGAGGCGACGAUUAUUUAUUGCUUAUGCCCGACAGUGGUGGCAGGAAUUUACUGAAAUGGCAGCUAAUCAUUCUUCUAGACCUGUGAAAAUUUUUGCUAUGGAUGAAUGGGGUCAAAACAGGUUUGUUUGUGAGUUCGUUAGAAAACUGGAGGUUGGACGUGCUGUUCGUUCACCAGAAGAAGCUGCUCGUUGGAUUAGUUUGAUACCAGCACCAUCUCCAUACCAGCUUCCUUCAGGUUGUAGUAAACCAUGGUAUACUCAUUCCACUGCUCUGGUAUCUCAGUUGGAAGUGGAAAAUAAGUGCAUCUUAUUAUGCAGUAUAUUACUUGGGUUUGGCUUGGAUGCUUAUGUUUGUGUAGGUACUCGUAAAGGUGGUGCUUCCCAUUUCUGGAUUAUGACAAGAGGACCAUACACUGCAAUUACAUUCUGGGAGACAGUAACAGGUUGUAGAUAUAUACACAAGAUUGGACAGAAGCCUGUGCAUGAAUAUGAAACCAUUGGUUGUGUCUUCAAUGAUAGCCAUUUUUAUGCUUCUUGUCAGGCAUCGAAUGUAAUAGGUUAUUGUACUUUUCUUCUUGAGGAUACAAAUUCUUGGAAAAAAAUGUCUUCUAGUGCCAUCUCUAGUGUUAUUGACAAGACAUUGUGUUACCUUCCACUUAACCUGUCUACUAUUGAUGGCAACAAAAGAAGUUCUGACUUAGAAGUACAGCUGAAGAUCUUGAUUAUAGAACACCGAAGCGAUUCAGGAUUAAGUACAAAAUUUGAUGAACAUUUGAGUUAUGUUUUGAUGCCUGCUUUGUGGUCAUACGAGAGAAAAAUGAUUUAUGGUAGUGUCAGUCAAGAUGUUGGUAGCCCUGAACACUUUUCAGCUGCUCUCAUGCAUACAGUGCCUGAAGGAUACACUUUUAAGGCUUUUCCCCUUCAUUUCAUUCACAAUUCACCAAGAAGAGCUUUCUCAUCAAUCCUAAGUUCAGGUAUUGGCCGGGAAAUUGUAGAGUGCCGAGGUGACAGUGUUACUUUGGCAGUGAGGGUCAUAACUGUCAGUUACCCAGAAGAUAUAUCAGUGACUUGGUUAAUGGUUGCCUGUUCUUUUAGACCGGUUGGGUGAAACUAAAGCUUUUUGAAUGAUUGAGAGGUUAUUAUAGGUCUGUCACCAGAAAGUAUUACUCAGCCAAUCAGUGUACCUUAUAAAUGACCUUAGAAUUCUUGCUCUUACUGUGAAAGAGCUCUGGUUAGCCUACAUUAUGGAAAUACUGUGCUACAUUACAGUCAAAUACAUAUUUUAAGUGCAGUAUUUAUACUGCAGCACUCAAAAGCAAUUAAGAAGAUGGAAUUUGGAUAUUUAAACAUUUAGGAGCUGAAAAACUCAGUGGUACACAUAUCCAAAGAAGCUGGGAAUAAUAAUUAUUCAAAGUGCCUUUAUUGAUACAGCUAAUAUGAAUAAUUACAACAACCAAUAUGAGCAUGAAGCAGGUGGAUACAUAUAAGACUUUAAUAUAGUCUCAAAAUAAACUAAACAAAUAAUUUUAGAAAAUAAUAUAUUGAAUAUUACAAUGUUACAUUAUUGGAAAUGCUAUGCAGCAGUACUACAGUAUACUGUAUGGAAGACACUACAGAUGGCCUCUAUUUUUCAACAAGUAUAAUACAGUACCUAACAAUCAGCUAAUAAAGAAAUAUAUAUAUGUAUUGGUGAUAAAGUUAUCAUUUAUGUGCAUUUGAAACAUCUGUUUUUUUAACCAUGGUGGAAUUCAACAGAUCCAAUGAUAACAUUUUGGUAGUGUAAUAGCUUUUAAGGUGAGAGAAAAGCAACAUAAUUUGUGGAUAAUAUGAUAAUUUUAACUGAAUAGUAUAGAGAGGAUGCAGUGACCUCCCUGAAAAUGCUCUGGAAUGUGGAAGAUUGUUGAAAACCUACUGUAUAUCUUAGGGAUUGAUCUUAAUUAUGGUGUUUACAUAUCACUGGUAAAAGUAUAAUUGUAUACAGUAAAUUAUUUGAUGUGAAUUUCUGUUCUGGAGAACAAGAAUGUCCACUUUAAAACUUGAAUGAUGGUAUUUUACAUAUAGUGACUACGUACAUAUUUAAAUUCCAGAUAUUACCCAGGGAAAAUAAAGAUUCCAGUUAUUGAAUAGUGAGAUUUGGCUUUAGCCCUAAUUAGGGUGUUGACACACUACAUCACAAACAGGCUGUACAGAGGCCCCCCGUAUUUGCGUUCUCCAGAUUCGCGGACUCUAGCAUCUCAUGAACAUAUCCCCCAUUAUUCGCAGUAUUUUUCUAUGAAAAAUAUCCACAAAUUCCUGUUUUUUUUUAUCAAUUUCAUCAUAAAAUGCACUUUUUGUGAUAAAACUAUUAAAAAAACUAGUUAUAAAAAUUUUCAUUGGGUUUUUCUUGAGUAUUAACUAACAAAAUAGGCUAUUUUAAGCGUUUUUAUAGGGGUUCCAGCUAUUCGCAGGUUCUAACUAUCCGGGGGGGUGUCUGGUACGCAUCCCCUACGAAUACCUGUAUACAAGUCAGCAACUUAUUGGUAGUCUUAACAGUUAUUAAUAUGAUAAUCCAGCGUUUACCAAAGGUUUUUUCUGCACUUUGUGGUAUCUAUGCAGUAAGUUUCCAAUGUGUGUUUGUAAUGUGUUAUGUUAGUGUGGACACACCCUUACAGUUGAUCGUACAAUUGAAUUUGUAUUUGUUUUCAACAGGGAAAUUUACUACUUUUCUUCUUGCAUGCAAAAUGAGUGUUAUUUUACUGUGGUAUGAACUGCACACCACAGUAAAGUAACAUUCCGUACUUGAAGAGAGAAUUUACGCCAGCAGGAAUUAGAAGGGUCAUGUGAAUGGAAGAUUCAGUCAUUAUUCUUGGGACUUGGCUGUCUUCCCUCUCUUCCAUGGAUUCAGGCAGCCAAGGAACUUAAAAGUAGCUGUCCAGGUUGACCUUUAUAAAACAAUAAGGGCUCAUUUUUACGUCUUUUGAGUAGGUAUCCUGCUCUGUUAAAUGUGCUGUAAUACAUUUAUAAUUUAUUUAAACUCGUGAAAAGUAUUUUGCCUUUUUGUUGUGGAUAAAAAUGGGCUUUUUUGUUCUAGUUAAACAUUUUAUAUUUUGCUGUGCCCUGUAUUCACUUCUGAUUGGCACAUAUUUCUGGAUCACAAACUAAAUCAAAGGUAGCCAUUGAGUCAGGUUCAUUUUUAGUGAAAAGAUGCAUAUCAUCAAUUAACAUUUUGCUCAUGAUAACUAGAAUCCAAAUGUUGGUCUACCACUCCUGACUAGGCACCAUGGCAUAUUUAAAAAUAUAGUAUUAAUUAGUUUGUAUCUGAGACAAAAUUGUCUUGAAAUUUUUCAUAUGUAGUAAUUGUACUGCCUUUUCAAUAGUGCUAAAACCAUUUUCUAAUUCAUGGCUGAAGAGAAGCAUCCAUAGUCAUUUGAAAGCUCAUGUAGUAUAUUAUUUAUUAUUGUCUAUUAGGAGUUCUACCUCCAUGUUGUAGUAAAUGUAGCAUCAGUGAUUGUAUUGUAUUUAUCUCAAAUGUAGUUUUCUGUACUAGUAGAAACUUUAGUAGUAUACUAUAUAUCAGAAAUGUAUUUUAGUAUUUUAAUCAUUAAUAAACACCAUAGACAAUUAAUCCAUCUUAAGGAUUUGUCUUGUUUGUUUCUUAUACAUAAUAUAGGGUUAUGUUCCUUUUACUUGAGUUGUGUGAGCUUUCUACUUUGAUUUUGGAGAUUGUCAUAACACUUUAUGUUAGUGUUAUGCAAAUCUCUACCAUUAAUUUGCAUUGCAUUGUAACAGGCUGUGUAUGGAUGUGUUUGAUGAUGAUUUUGGUUAAACUUAGUAAACAAAUGGUAGAUUAUGCAUGAAACUUGCAUAUACUAUACAUAUUUUAUCAUGCCACUUAGUGAUCAGCUGGUCUGUUAGUGUUAUCUUAUACCAAUAUUUUUGUCAUUCAGUAAGAGAGCUUAAUUGGUUAAAUGGAAUAACAAUUAGUUCCAGUAGCUAUCUAGUUAUGAUGUGUUGGUAUGAAACAGUAAUUGUUCUUUAGUUAAGAAAAGCUCUUCAGGAGGACGGGUCUUAGUUUCAUUUGACUUAGUUAACAUCAAUAGUAAACUGUACAUAUUUUAUAAGGACUAUUCUUGAUGAGACUAUGGUGUCAGUGUAAAAGCAAAUUACGGUUCGCAUACUAUUCUACCUAUUGGCUGUGGUUGUCUUCUCUGAAUACUUUGUAGAAUAUAUAAAGACAGAGAGGCUUAUUUUAUCACCUUAUACUGUACUGUUUAUUACUGAAUUCUAAUUUAACUUUUAGUGCUUGUGCAUUUUUAUAACUAUUUGAUUAUCAUCUCAUAAAGAAUCUACAGUUAUUAUUAAUUGCUCAUGAGCUUGUGCUUUGCCACAUUAGACCCACUUUUUCUCCCAUUAUACAAUCUCACAUUGGUUCCAAUCCUUUUAGAGUGCUCAAGGCACAAGCCAAUGAAGUUUGUCUUGAGGGAGAUAUUUGUAACUGUAGAGGAUGAUUUGCCUGCUGCAACAGAUUUGUUUCCUUAAUAGACUUUUACCAAUAAAAGAGUAUUGGUGAUUGCCCAGAGCUUUGUAGGGUUUUCCCUUUGAUUGUCAAAAUGUAAUGAUGAAGGACCCAGUUAUCAAAUAGUCACAGGUAAAGAAAUCACUCAUGAGCUACUGAGAGUUUUUUUUUAUUUAGCUGCUGCUUAGUGCAAUAUGAUAAAUUAAGUAUAUCUUAGUUUAACCUGACCACUGAGUUGAUUAACAGCUCUACUAGUGCUGGCCUGAAGGAUUAGAUAUUUUUACGUGGCUAGGAACCAAUUGGUUACUUAGCAACAGGUCCUACAGCGUAUUGUGGGAUCCAAACCACAUUAUAAUGAGAAAUAAAUUUCUAAUCACCAGAACUAAAUUCUUCUGAUUCCAAAUCGGUAGGGGAGCAUGUAACCCACUCAUCCAACAAGGAACUUUUCAAUACAGUUGAACCCCUGUAUUUGCGUUCUUGACAUCUGCGGACUCACGUGCGUGUGGAUUUCUACCCAUUAUUUGCAGAAAAUUCGCCUAUUUGCAGUAUUUUUCUAUGAGAAAUAACCACAAAUUACUGUACUAUUUUCAUAUCACUUUCAUGAUUAAAUGCACUUUUUGCAAUAAAAUUAUUAGAAAAAAAGAUAUAAGUAUUUUUAGUGGGCCUUUUUUGAGUUUGAACUAACAAAAUGGGCAGUUUUAAGCAUUUUUAUCGGGGUUCUAUGUAUUCAUGGAUUCUAGGCAUUUGUGGGGGGUUCUAGAACGCAUCCUUGGGUAUACAGGGGGUCUACUGUAUAACAAAAUGUUCUAAUUCAUGUAACUGUUGCAGAGCAGGAUAUACAGUAUAGCAUAAUAGAGUAUCUUGAGCAUUGCUGAUGGCACAAGGUGAUAUGAGCAUAGAGUAACAAAGUCUCUUGGUUCAAAAUGGAGCUAAUACUUAAUAGCAAUUUGAAAGUUAAGCAAUUAGACUGCACACAAUGUCACAAAUAACUUAGGAAUCAAUACAUGAAAAGACUGUGAGUAAAAAAAGGCCUGCUAUGGUCUGCUUUUUUGGAAUAGGGAGGAGCCUUUGAUAUAAUGCACUUGGAGUGCACUAGGCAUACCUUAUCCCUUAUGUUUUUAAGUCACACAAAGUUCCAUGCACAUACAGUACUAUACGUAGUACUUGGUAAUCAUCACAACUUACAUUUGACUGAAUUGAAGUUAUGUGCCUUUUUGUGAUGCAGUGAGUGAAUUUAAGGUAGAUUUUGAUACGUAUUCAAGUUUCAAAGUUUUGAAGAUCAUUAUUCUACUCUUUAUGCAUGUACUGUAGUCACUGAUAAGUGACAAAAGAAGGUGCUUUGUCUUUAAUUUUUUUUUAUAAAUAAUUGCAGGUUAUACUGAGAACUUUCAUAGAAAAAAAUAUUUAGCAUGUUCCUUAAACUUUUCAUCUCUAAAACAAUUUUUUGAUAGCGUAGUCGCUGUUUUGUCCUCAAAGGAUUUACCCUCCAUUGUGUGUGCCAGCUCCCCACCAUGGAGGGUAAAUCCUUUGAGGACUCAACAGCGACUACCAAAAAUUGGUUUUUCCUACGUCAAAACCUGUUUUAUAGUACUUUAAAUGAUGUUCGCAACAUGAAUGCUGCCUCAGGUUUCUAGUCCAAGAUCAGGGAUAGGCUAUGUAAAGUUUCAGCUAGCUAAUGUAAGUGGAAGUAAUUGAAAUCUUAAUACUGUACAAAAAUUAUCCAGUUUUUGUGGGUGAGGAAGUUAUUUCUUAAAGGUUAGAGACUGAAACCCAUAAUUGUUGAUAAUGUAUUUCUCUGAAGAUAUGGUGUAAAUACUAGUGAUUGCUCAGUGGAAAAUAUUUUAGUUAUAAGGAAAGUAAUAUUGUAAUGACUUCCAACAGCCUUUAGAGUUGGGGCACAUAUAUGGGGAAACAAAGAAAAUAGAAAUAGAAAGGACAUUUUAAAUUGUAAAGAUUUAAGCAAACUCCAGAGAGAAAUGGUAUAAUCAUAAGAUAAAAUAGAACCAAAGACAUUGCUAGCAAAAUGCUGGUGAAGUAUUGAGAUAUUUUUUCAAUGUUAGGUAGGCGGAAAUGGAUUCCAUGUUGCUUCUUUAUAUAUUUUCAGAUGACGAAGUGAUGAAGUUAAUUGAAAGAAAUUCUUAUUUUGCAUUCUCAAAUCAAGAUAACAGCAAAUCAAUAUUGUCUGUGUUACAUAGAUGUGUAUCUACUACUUCCACUAUCCUGAGCUUUAUUGAAGAUAUUUGUUUUCAGGUCCAUUGGCACCUUUACUGUGCAGAAUAUCAGUUCCCUUUCUGCUUGUAAAAAGGGGCUAAUGCUGAACUGUUGUUUACAUUCUUAGGGAAGUAAUAGAUUUGAUCAUUGUAACAGUUGAGGUACUUUCAUUCAUUGCAAGUUGUCAUACUUAUUGGAUUAAAUAAAAAACCUUAUUA